Molecule: messenger RNA, 1185 nt
Organism: Neoarthrinium moseri
Lineage: Eukaryota; Fungi; Ascomycota; Sordariomycetes; Amphisphaeriales; Apiosporaceae
Exons: 1
Coding region: 1-1185 (394 amino acids)
Source: RefSeq, a predicted model, not a curated record
AUGGACGAUCCAGGGUGGUCAUGGCCCGCCUGGAAAUUUGGUAUGAAGAGGGACGACCUCUUCACGAAGCUCCAUGAUCAGUACAACACCUUUCCCUCCUCGAUACAGGACCCGGAGGCUUUCCACCACGACGUCUACGAACUUUCCAACACCGCAAACACCCCCGAUGAGCUCCAUCGCCUGCUCGCCGACCGCAAGGAGCAACGCCUCCGCGAGUUGAACGACAGCCUCGAGUCCGCCUCGUUAGAGAUCAUCGCCAACCCGAAGCUGAUCGGCACCCAGCAGUGGCAGUACGCUCUCCAGCUCUUUCGGACAAAGUCGCUCGACUCGCUCGUGCGAUACUUUGCCUCGUACCUGCCCGAAGACCACACCUGGCACCACUUCGAGGACAAUGGCUCUACCUCGAGCAUGGCCUCUUCCAUCUCCGACUCCGUCACCGACUCCGGCGACUCCAUAUCCACCAACUCGAGCAAGCCCUUCUUUGACGACGACGAUCAUGACUUCCUGACCCACGAACCCCUCACCAUCCACACCUCGGUUCCUGCGAGCCACCUACCUCCCUCUCCUCGAUCCAUGACCAUGUGCACUGAUACGUCUUUGACGCAUUGCUCCAACUCGUCGGCCGCCUCUCCUGUUGAUGUCUCGCAUCCUUUUGACGCCAUGACCCCUGCCCGCACCCUGUCCUUCUCAGAGAACGAGUCGGACGUCAUGGCUCAAUCGAUGGCGGUGUCGCAUUGCCAUGAAGACAAUACAUCGCAGCAAGAUGACUUGGACACCCCCUCUACUUCUAUAUCUGAUAUCUCCAACUUAAAUCAGCAUCACCAUUCUCGUAGGACGUCUGCGCGAGACUGUUCUGGAGCCGAUGCUUCACCCAACGACGACGACUUGGUGGAGGACUCCGUGGAGGAAUCAAACACACCCACCCCCCGAAAUGAAAGGCCAUCGGAUUCAUACCCAUUCGAUGGAGCUGCAAAACCAUCUUCCACGGCGAAGUCUAUACAUCGUUCAUCGUCGUCUCUCUACACAGAAGUAUUGAACGAUUAUGUACGAUCACAGCGAAAAGGGCGGCGAGAAGGCAGCCCAGCGAGGUCUGUCAGGAGGACGAGCCCGGAGAUCGGCCGAGUGCAGAAGCCUUCACCCGAUCCGAUACGUAUCCGACCCAUGGGCCGUAGGCGGAAUGAAUAG